AUGAGUCAAACAGUCGCCCAAACCGUUACCGAACACAACGUUUUCCUUGGAUUCUGGAAUAAUCGAUCGUACAGUCCCAUCAAAGGGGCAACUCUCACGCUCACUAGAAGCAAUGGUGCUCUCCUAACGGCUGCUCUUGCUGUCUUCGUCACCUACGUCGGAGCGAGAAUCUGGAGCAUUAUUUGCUUUGGCUUGCACCGCUGGUGUUCUUCUCGUACAUCGCAAGACGCGCUAUAUCAUCAACGACAGGCCAUGCUACGCAACUCUGAAUCCGCCACAAGCAUAACAAUUGAUACAUUCUGGAUGAUCUGGACCUGGCGAAGCAAAAUGAAGCUCUUUAACACCCUCAAAAGACUCAUGCCACUCUUGCUUCUAGCACUCUCGCUAGCACUAGCAUUUGGCACAGCUGGAGUAUUCUCCUCCCGCAUCUCCAGUUCCAUGGGCGACGAAGUCAUUCUGUCUAGCUCUAGUUGUGGUUAUCUCUGGUGGGAUAGUGGUUUCGACACAGCGGAUGUGGAUGAUCUCAUCAAUUACUCCAAUCGCCUGACGGUGGAAGCGGCUGAUUACUCCAGAAAUUGCUAUCGCUCGGAUGCUGUGGCCACGGACUGUCCAACAUACACCCGCAAGAGCCUUCCAAUGAGUGUUGUCGAUAACGCGACGUGUCCCUUCGACCCUAAAGUCUGCUUACUGGAUGGAGACAAUCUAGUCAUUGACACAGGGCGCAUCAACAGCCACUCAGAUCUAGGGAUCAAUGCAGAGCCAAGGGAUCGCUUUGAUUACAGGCGCGUUACUUCAUGCGCGCCGCUGCGCACCGAAGGAUACUCGGAAAGUGUGAACAAAACCAUCGAAGGGUACCAAGUAUCAUUCACCAAUUAUCUGUACGGGAAGAAUCUUCAUAACGAUGCCAACUACACCUACGACUAUUCUACGUUUCGGACUUCGCUUGACGCAAAGAACGCAGCUGAUUACACCUUGAUGCCUAUUAGAUUCUACGCGCAGAAUUGGGGCGACUUUGAUCCUAUUCCAGAGCUUAAUCAGACAAACGAUGAAGCAGAUUUAACGCUGCUAGCACUUUCCACCAAUGACGUUAUCUUUGAGCAGCCUGUCACGGAUCCCUGGUACUCUGCUAUCACCAAAGUUGAAAGUCAGGGAUCUGAGCAGGCACUAAGAUACUUUUCGGAUCACCCUGCAUCGUUUGUUGGCUGCAAGGUUCAGCAUCAGUGGUGCGAACCUAACGAGAACAGGUGCACACAAUUAGCAGCUUUCAACAAGGUGGCUUUGGAGGCCCAGACACUCUCUUACAGCCCAGUCCAGAAUGCGUCUGUCUAUGCCAUGACAUGGGCUUUGAAUAUGGCGCCUAGUAUCGAAACGAUUGUUGAUCGUUUGGGCGUAAGUGCUCUGACUUCUAGGUACACUUUGAAUCACGGUAUCCAAGGGCCAUUGCCAACAAACCAAUGGCAAACUGAGAUUCAACACCUCCAUUCUACAUCAUUGGCAGCGCUGCAGCGCAUGACAGUUGAGCAAGCGUCGGGCCCUAACGAUAGGAGUGUGAAGCGCUUCUUUAUUCCUCCUGAUAACGACAUGGAACGUAAAGCUAGAUGUCAGCAGAAAGUGCGUUCCAAGGGUUACACUUCCUUCUCAGUUCUAGGCCUCGGGCUCGUUGUUGGUCUCGGCACCGUGGUGGCUAUCAUUUCCUAUAGUAUCGAGACACUAGCGGAAUGUAUCCAGAAUUGGCGCAAACUCGACCCCUACCAUCAGCUCGAGUGGACGCUGAACGGCACUCUACAACUGCAACGACUUGCUCACGAGGAGCUGGGCUAUGGCACGUGGGAAAAUGGCGAUGCGUUUGUGCCUAUUACUGGAGGAGAUGAACGACUUGCAAUGGUUGACUGUGUGAAUGUCAAACAUCCUUGUUUACAACUUCUGCAGACGGUGGAGUGUUACGAAGAUCCGAAGACUGCCGAAGAGACGAAGCAUAGCAACAACGCUGAGAAUGCCAAUAGUGACGAGCAAAACAACAAUACUGAGCUUAGCGAUAUCGCUGAAGCACAGUGA
This is a messenger RNA of Alternaria burnsii, 2055 nucleotides long. RefSeq lists its product as uncharacterized. Bases 1 to 2055 code for a protein of 684 amino acids. The transcript has 3 exons. The record is from RefSeq and is a predicted model, not a curated record. NCBI's taxonomy places the organism in Eukaryota, Fungi, Ascomycota, Dothideomycetes, Pleosporales, Pleosporaceae.